Messenger RNA from Anneissia japonica, 593 nucleotides. RefSeq lists its product as uncharacterized. Bases 154 to 525 code for a protein of 123 amino acids. Lineage: Eukaryota; Metazoa; Echinodermata; Crinoidea; Comatulida; Comatulidae. The record is from RefSeq and is a predicted model, not a curated record. The transcript has 2 exons.
AAGGAAAGCAGUAGUGAUUAAAAAAUGAAAUUUUCUUUUGGAUUUGUUUUGCUUAUAUAAGUAAAGUCUUAUCAUUAUUCAGACAGUGUAUGUUUUUACAUCGAUGAUACAUAUGUAUGAUACUGAAGGUGAAAAUUUAAGAAUUAUCGCAAAAUGUACUUUGUCUGCUUGAUAACCUUGGCUUCAAGUGCUGUUCCAGAUAUCCUGGCUCAAUCAUCAACCGUGACAGUGCAGCCUGCUACAGCAAAAUUGAAUGAAGAUGCAUUGAUAACAUAUGCAUUUUCAACAAUCCUACCAGGAGAAAAUGUGUUGUACGAGACUUGGUUAAAAAGUGACGCAGAUGGUGUACUACUGGGGGAUGCUAUUAUAACGAAUAUAUUAAAUACAGAACCUAAAGGUAGAUACAGCAUAAGUCCUGAUGGAUACCUCAUUAUAUCUGAUGUUGAAGUUAACGAUACAGGCUACUACCUAUGUAGAGUAUCUACAUCCUCCGGUGACAACGCAAAAGUGGGUUCUCAAAAUUAACAGUUCACUGUAAGUACUGUAUUUACACUUUUUUCAUUGCUUGCUUGUUGCAUGUUCAGUGAGUAGCC